UUAAAAAAGAAUGAUAUAUUUUUUCACUUCCAGCAGACGUCCGUUCGAUUGGGAUUUUCUUCUAAGCUUUUCUAAAGCUCCUCAGAGGCUAUUCUCUUGGGCCAAAACGAACGGGGCAGUUGACAAACAAGCCUGUUUCAAGGUUCAAGGUUCUCGCAAAAAUGGUAAGAUGCCAAUUUGGCAGCUGUCACCAGGGCCAAGUUCAGUGUACAAUUAUUGCAGUGGUAGCUUUUGAACAUUUUUAAAUGAAAUUCAGUAACUAGGAAAUGCUUGGGCCUACAGUCCUCGGAUUGGCGGAGGUUGAUCAUAACCUGAAGAUGACUUAUUGGUUUUGAGGUAAAUAGGUCAUGGUUACAGUGACUAUGACCCCUAAUAGGUCACAGUGACCUGCAACAUGGAAACCGUUUCUCGUCUGUAGCGAAACCUAUCAUAUAACUAGAGACUUUAAAAAAGCAACACUGGACCUCUCCUAAGUUUUUUUUUCUAACAGAAGCCUACUUGAAAUAGUAACAUAUUUGGCACCGAUUGAUUGUUGAACCCUAUACACAACCCAGCAAAUAUAUCGAACAACUGUUUUGUCCGCCACAAACUGCACGCAACCGGUUAACGGGUGUGGAUAUAGGUACAGAUAUAGAAGGAAGUAAAACAAAAUUGCGGUCAUUUUUACAGAUUCAUCAUGUGUUGUGUCACACCUUAAAUUGUCGUUACAUGUAUCACAGUGUUGGUUCAUGUUUAAUGUCUUCAUUGUUUACUUUUUACGAACUUACUUCACAUUUGGAAUAUUAUUUAAACCUGUUACGUUAGUGAGUGUGCGUUUUAGAAUCUGGAAAUAUUGUGUUUGUUAGUCGCAAUGGUAAUGUUAACUUCGUUAAAAAGUACAAAGAUUAUUGUCCUUCUUGGACUAUUUAAUUGUGUGGACUUGAUACCAAGAGUCGAUUGGGGUGAAUAUGAAGCGUUAAACUACAGCCAAAGUACCAGUAACCACUCCUUUGUUUGUUCAACAGGUCGUGAGAGAAGUCUGCCCGGCAUUACUUACGACAAGAAAGGUCGUUAUUACAGCAUCUCUUACCAUGGAAUUUGUCCUCAUCCUGAGAUGAAAGACUGGAAAUGUAAUGCGGACUAUAAAAGAUGUAUAAACGGGACAACAUACCAUUGUGCCAAGGAUUCUAUAACUGGAGCCUUUACUGACGCAUGCGCUUCUUCGGUAUUUUGUGGAAAAGGAAAAGAACCUAUAAUACAAUUCCCAGAAGGCCUGGCUAAAAUUGAUUGUCGAUAUUGCGAUGAAGAUCAUUUCAGUCCUGCAAACAAAAGUUCAGAUACUUAUUCGGAGUGUGCGAAGAAAGCAAACUGUCGUCAAGGUGAAGAAAUCGAGUGUCUUACUGAAGGAUACGCCAAAUAUUGGACACAAAGAAGAUGCAAAUGCAACUGGAAAAUGAACUAUAUACCUAGAAAUUUAAAAACCUUAAAAAAUUUAGAGACUACAGAAAAGUUCUGCCUAGAAGAUGCUACGUGCAUAUUUUAUGAGUGCAAUACCCGAGACGGAAAAAGCCAACAACGUUUACCAGAUUAUAGCUGUGCUGAAGUAUGUGACCCAGAUUUUCAUAGAAUAAACGAAUCGGGGGAGUGUGUUCUCAAAGAAAGUAACGUUACAAAAGAAGAAACAUCAGCGGUAAAUGUAUUUUCAGUUCCUACAACAAAAACAACAACAACACAAAAGAAACUUUCAUCAACGUUAAGCACUGACAUUACACCGUCUAAGAGUAACAAUGACAGCAGAACAUUGCCCGCAACAACAAAAACAGAUGAUAGUAAAUACUGGGUAGGUAUUGUGAUAGGAAUUGCGAUAAUGAUCAUAGCUGUAGGUGCAUGCGGAUUCGUUGUUUGGUGCCGUUUCCACAUAGGUGACGAUAAAAGACAAAACGGAAAAUCUGACAAUCAUAAUCCCAGUCCUCCUGGAACACCAGAAUAUGUCAGUUCUACUGAAGAUAGUAUCCAGAUAAGAUGGGAUCUACCAGACGGAAAUGAAGCACAGUCCUUUAUAGCCAAAUAUAAAAUUGAGAUAAGAGAAGAUGGACAAGCUUGGAAAAGUUUAGGGGAAACGAAUUACAAUAUAUAUACUGCCCGUGGCCUGAAACAGAAAACGUCAUACGAGUUCCGUGUUACUACUUUCUACAAAGGCAAGACAUUUAGUCGUGUCAGUGAUCCAAUACAACUUCAGCGGCCUUCAGUUGUUCCAGAGAUACGCAUCCGUUUAGGUGAUUUAUUAGCUUUGAAAGGAAAGCCAGUUAUUAUACGUUUUAUUUAUAAGUGUACAUCUGUACCAGACGUGAUAUGGAAAAAGGGUGAUGACGUACAUGAAGAAGAAGACGAUCGCGUGACGUUCAAACAUGAUGAUGUAGAAGCUGCAUGUGUAAUGGAGAUCAGGUCCGCUGAAAAAAAAGAUUCAGGCAAAUAUACAGUUAUACUGAGGAAUGAAAAAGGCAGCUGUCAGAAAUCAUUUCAAAUUAUUGUCAAAGAUGUUCCAGGCAUGCCUGUUGGGCCAUUAACAAUGAAUAACGUACGGGAAUCAGAAAAUAAAUAUCGGCUGACAUGGAAACCGCCAGAGGACAAUGGUGGAAGUGAAAUAGAUAACUAUGUAGUAGAGCAGAAAAGUGAAACAGGAGAAUGGAAGGCAUAUAUUGCAUACGUAAGACGAACAAGCUGUAUAUUAGACCUAACUCAAGAACAGCAAAAGUAUCGUUUCAGAGUUAAAGCCAAAAAUAAACAAGGAUACAGUGUACCAUGCGAAAUGGAAACACCUUUAAGUGCACCCAAAGUGAACCAAGAGGUAAAGGAAUAUGUCGCAGUGGAGGGUAAUCCAUAUAACGUUUCAAUUGCUUACAGUGGCGUACCGAAACCUGAUGUUCGCUGGACGAAGGAUGGCAUUGCAAUUAAAGAAGAAUCUGAGAGGAUCUCUUUUAAAACUGAUCAUAAGAAUAUUUCUUUGGAACUGAAUCCCACAGUGAAAACUGAUAGAGGAAAGUACAGUGUUAAAUUGAGAAAUCUAUUUGGCACGGAUGAGGUUACAUUUUAUGUACAUAUCAAAUACAAGCCUGGUAAGCCAGAGGGACCAUUAACAGUCAAACGUUUAACGACAACUGAAUUUCUUCUAAACUGGAAACCGCCACAGGACCCUGGCGGAAGUAAAGUAAAGUACCAUGUUGAAAAGUCAGAAUCUGGACGAUGGGUUGAGAAAUUGAUUACUGUUGAUACUAGCUGCUCAUUCUUAUCUACCCCAGGGGUUGAACAAAACCGCUUUAGGGUCAUGGCUGAAAAUGAACAAGGGUACGGCGAAUCACUGGAGGGCGAACCACUUGAAAUGGUGGUUCCAGAGAUACGCACCCGUUUAGGUGAUAUUAUAGCUAGGAAAGGAACUCCAGUUACUAUACCUGUUACUUAUAAGUGUACAUCUGUACCAGAAGUGAUAUGGAAAAAGGGUGAUGACGUACAUGAAGAAGAAGACGAUCGCGUGACGUUCAAACAUGAUGAUGUAGAAGCUGCAUGUGUAAUGGAGGUCAGAUCCGCUGAAAGGAAAGAUUCGGGCAAAUAUACAGUUAUACUGAAGAAUGAAAAAGGCAGCUGUCAGAAAUCAUUUCAAAUUAUUGUCAAAGAUGUUCCAGGCAUGCCUGUUGGGCCAUUAACAGUGAAUAACGUACUGGAAUCAGAAAAUAAAUAUCAGCUGACAUGGAAAGCACCAGAGGACAAUGGUGGAAGUGAAAUAGAUAACUAUGUAGUGGAGCAGAAAAGUGAAACAGAAGAAUGGGAGCCAUAUAUUACAUACGUAAGAGAAACAAGCUGUAUAUUAGACCUAACUCAAGAACGGAAAAAGUAUCGUUUUAGAGUUAAAGCCCAAAAUGAACAAGGAUUCAGUGUACCAUGUGAGAUGGAAACACCUUUUAUUCUAAGUAAGUUAUAA
Mercenaria mercenaria is the source of this 3955-nucleotide messenger RNA. Its product is annotated as twitchin-like. Lineage: Eukaryota; Metazoa; Mollusca; Bivalvia; Venerida; Veneridae. The record is from RefSeq and is a predicted model, not a curated record. The transcript is spliced from 18 exons. Gene Ontology annotation, molecular function: protein binding. The coding region runs from base 851 to 3955 and encodes 1034 amino acids.